Molecule: messenger RNA, 3111 nt
Organism: Dovyalis caffra
Lineage: Eukaryota; Viridiplantae; Streptophyta; Magnoliopsida; Malpighiales; Salicaceae
Source: the annotation of a GenBank genome assembly
AUGGAAGCCAGUGCUGGACUUGUAGCUGGCUCUCACAACCGGAACGAGCUUGUCGUCAUUCAUGGCCACGAAGAGCCUAAACCUUUGAAGAACUUGGAUGGCCAAGUUUGCGAGAUAUGUGGUGAUGAGAUUGGCCUAACUGUGGAUGGUGAUUUGUUUGUGGCUUGUAAUGAGUGUGGUUUUCCUGUGUGUAGACCAUGCUAUGAGUAUGAAAGAAGAGAAGGGACUCAAAACUGUCCUCAGUGCAGAACUAGAUACAAGCGUCUCAAAGGGAGUCCAAGGGUUGAGGGAGAUGAUGAUGAGGAUGAUUUGGAUGAUAUUGAACAUGAGUUCAUCAUUGAAGAUGAACAAGACAAGAAUAAGCAUAUCACUGAGGCUAUGCUUCAUGGGAAGAUGACUUAUGGGAGAGGCCAUGAUGAUGAAGAAAAUAGCCAAUUCCCACCAGUUAUAACGGGCAUUAGAUCAAGACCUGUGAGUGGAGAAUUUCCUAUUGGAUCUCAUGGAGAGCAGAUGCUAUCUUCUUCACUUCACAAGAGAGUGCACCCAUAUCCAGUUUCUGAACCUGGAAGCGCAAGAUGGGAUGAAAAGAAAGAGGGAGGGUGGAAAGAGAGGAUGGAUGAUUGGAAAAUGCAGCAAGGAAACCUAGGCCUCGAACAAGAUGACGAUGCAGAAGCAGCCAUGUUAGAUGAGGCAAGACAGCCACUCUCCAGGAAAGUACCAAUUGCAUCCAGCAAGAUCAAUCCAUAUAGAAUGGUUAUUGUUGCUAGGCUGAUCAUACUGGCCUUCUUUCUUCGCUAUCGAAUUAUGCAUCCAGUGCAUGAUGCAAUUGGGCUCUGGCUGACGUCUAUAGUCUGCGAAAUCUGGUUUGCAAUUUCAUGGAUCCUCGAUCAGUUCCCGAAGUGGUUGCCAAUUGAUCGUGAGACUUAUCUGGAUCGCCUUUCUCUCAGGUAUGAACGGGAAGGCGAGCCAAACAUGCUUGCUCCGGUGGAUAUCUUUGUCAGUACUGUGGAUCCUAUGAAAGAACCCCCUAUUGUUACGGGAAACACAAUUUUAUCAAUCUUGGCUAUGGACUACCCAGUUGAAAAAAUCUCAUGCUACCUCUCUGAUGAUGGUGCUUCCAUGUGCACCUUCGAAGCCAUGUCUGAAACAGCUGAAUUUGCUCGAAAAUGGGUGCCAUUCUGCAAGAAAUAUAGCAUAGAACCUCGAGCCCCAGAGUUUUACUUCGCUCUAAAGGUUGAUUAUCUAAAGGACAAAGUUCAGCCUACCUUUGUCAAGGAACGUCGAGCCAUGAAGAGAGAAUAUGAAGAAUUCAAGGUUAGGAUAAAUGCAAUCGUAGCAAAAGCACAGAAGGUUCCUACAGAGGGGUGGAUUAUGCAAGAUGGGACACCAUGGCCUGGAAACAAUACCAGGGAUCACCCUGGUAUGAUUCAAGUAUUCCUUGGUCACAGUGGAGGGCAUGACGUUGAAGGAAAUGAGCUCCCUCGCCUUGUAUACGUGUCUCGAGAGAAGAGGCCUGGUUUUUCACAUCAUAAGAAAGCCGGUGCCAUGAAUGCCCUGAUUCGGGUCUCUGCAGUACUUACCAAUGCUCCUUUCAUGCUGAACUUGGAUUGUGACCAUUAUAUCAACAAUAGCAAGGCCGUCCGUGAGGCUAUGUGUUUCUUGAUGGACCCCCAGAUUGGAAAGAAAAUCUGUUACGUACAAUUUCCUCAAAGAUUCGAUGGCAUUGAUAGACAUGAUCGUUACGCCAACAGGAAUACUGUUUUCUUUGAUAUUAAUAUGAAAGGUCUAGAUGGAAUUCAGGGUCCGGUGUAUGUCGGCACAGGAUGUGUUUUCAAAAGGCAAGCUCUGUACGGCUAUGACCCUCCAAAAGGUCCCAAGCGCCCAAAGAUGGUGACCUGUGACUGCUGCCCUUGUUUUGGACGUCGCAAAAAGAAGAAUGCUAAGAAUGGUGCAGUUGGAGAAGGCACAAGCCUGCAAGGAAUGGACAACGACAAGGAGUUAUUGAUGUCCCAAAUGAAUUUUGAAAAGAAGUUUGGACAGUCAGCAAUUUUUGUGACUUCAACUUUAAUGGAAGAAGGUGGCAUACCUCCCUCCUCGAGUCCAGCAGCUCUGCUAAAAGAAGCCAUCCACGUGAUCAGUUGUGGGUAUGAAGACAAAACUGAAUGGGGACUCGAGCUGGGCUGGAUUUACGGUUCAAUCACAGAGGAUAUUCUGACAGGUUUUAAGAUGCAUUGCCGUGGCUGGAGGUCUAUUUACUGUAUGCCAAAGUUGGCCGCAUUUAAGGGUUCAGCUCCCAUCAAUCUAUCAGAUCGGCUCAACCAAGUGCUCCGAUGGGCUCUAGGUUCUGUUGAGAUUUUCUUCAGUCGUCACAGCCCGAUGUGGUAUGGCUACAAGGAAGGAAAGCUCAAGUGGCUCGAGAGGUUUGCAUAUGUGAACACAACAAUCUACCCCUUCACCUCCUUAGCACUUGUUGCCUACUGUUGCCUCCCCGCCAUCUGCCUGCUGACUGAUAAAUUCAUCAUGCCAGAGAUAAGCACCUUUGCAAGUCUUUUCUUCAUUGGCUUGUUUUUGUCAAUCUUUUCAACGGGUAUUCUUGAGUUAAGAUGGAGCGGAGUAAGCAUUGAGGAAUGGUGGAGAAAUGAGCAAUUCUGGGUUAUAGGUGGUGUAUCAGCUCAUCUCUUUGCUGUUGUCCAAGGUCUUCUGAAAGUUUUAGCUGGUAUCGACACAAACUUCACUGUCACAUCCAAGGCAUCAGACGAUGAUGAUUUUGGAGAACUAUACGCCUUCAAAUGGACAACCCUGCUUAUCCCUCCAACCACUAUCUUAAUCAUCAACCUUGUUGGAGUUGUUGCUGGAGUCUCAGAUGCCAUAAACAAUGGGUACCAGUCAUGGGGACCUCUAUUCGGGAAGCUCUUCUUUGCCUUCUGGGUGAUUGUCCAUCUCUACCCAUUCCUCAAAGGUCUAAUGGGGAGACAAAACAGGACACCGACUAUUGUUGUUAUAUGGUCAGUGCUCUUGGCUUCCAUCUUCUCCUUGCUUUGGGUCCGAAUCGAUCCAUUUGUGAUGAAAACCAAGGGACCUGACACCAAGCUAUGUGGAAUCAACUGUUAA